Messenger RNA from Ipomoea triloba (trilobed morning glory), 3345 nucleotides. RefSeq names its product pentatricopeptide repeat-containing protein At5g11310, mitochondrial. The transcript is spliced from 4 exons. Gene Ontology annotation, molecular function: protein binding. The record is from RefSeq and is a predicted model, not a curated record. NCBI's taxonomy places the organism in Eukaryota, Viridiplantae, Streptophyta, Magnoliopsida, Solanales, Convolvulaceae. The coding region runs from base 102 to 1907 and encodes 601 amino acids.
UUAUUUCCUGUUCACUUCUCUUUUCUUUCACAGUUCCACUCUUCUUUCCGGCCUGCUGAGAAACCCAUUCUCUCCCACCGCCGCACAUCCUUUCAGCCGAAAUGAAGGGCUUUUGCUUUGCAUCACAUCGGAUUCGCCGUUGCUUUUUCUCCAUACCAUCUCUCCUCCUCCAAACCCCCACCCCCUGCGCCACCUAUAAACUCCUCUCCACCCAAUCAUGGCUCUUCAACCCUGGAAAGCCCCUGAUGAAAUGGCCUUUUGCGCCUCCACCACAGCCCCCCCAACUUCGUCCCCCCCCCCCCCCCCCCCCCCCGCCCCAACCCCAAAACCCUAACGGUUUUACCACAAUCCGUGACCUCCUUAGAGACCCUAGCCUUUCUCCCGGUCCCUCCCUCGAACAGGCAUUGGACCGGGUCGGAAUCGAGCUCGAUGAGGCGCUUUUCCUUCAUAUUUUCAGCCACUUCGAUUCUUCUCACAAACCCCUUUUGGCCCUCUUUCUCUGGGCGGAGAAGCAGCCCUGGUACAGUUUCUCCGUGGCCGUCUUUAAUGCGAUGAUUAAUGCACUUGGAAAAGGCAGGGACUUCGAUACUGCUUGGUCUUUGAUUCGUGAUCGGAUUAGUUCCCCUGAUGCAGGGCCCAAUUUAGACACAUUCACAAUUAUGGUUAGACGGUAUGCUCGUGCAGGUAUGAACUCUGCAGCCAUUAGAACAUUUGAAUUCUCAUCAACUCUUGAUUUUAUUCGCUCCUUGGAUUCAGCAAACACAUUAUUUGAGAUCCUAUUAGAUUCUUUGUGCAAAGAAGGGCAUGUUAGGGUAGCUUCUGAAUAUUUUGAGAGGCAAAAGGGUCGAGACCCCAGUUGGAUUCCAUCUACAAGAAUUUAUAAUAUUCUGCUGAAUGGAUGGUUCCGGUCUAGAAAGCUGAAGAAGGCUGAAGGGCUUUGGGUGGAGAUGAGAAAGGAAAACAUUAUGCCUAGUGUUGUAACUUAUGGUACCCUUGUCGAAGGAUAUUGCCGUAUGCGCAGAGUAGAGAUUGCAAUGGAGCUGAUAAGUGACAUGAGCAAGGAAGGAAUUCAGCCAAAUGCUAUUGUCUAUAAUCCAAUUAUUGAUGCAUUAGGAGAAGCGGGGAGGUUCAAGGAGGCCUUGGGAAUGAUGGAACGCUUAACAGUAGUGGAAUCUGGUCCCACUAUUUCUACUUACAAUUCACUAGUGAAGGGUUUCUGCAAGGCUGGGGAUCUCUUAGGGGCCAGUAAGAUUCUUAAGAUGAUGAUCAAUAGAGGUUUUACACCAACUCCCACAACUUACAAUUACUUCUUUAGGUACUUUUCAAAGUUUGGGAGGAUUGAAGAAGGCUUAAACCUUUAUACCAAGAUGAUUGAAUCUGGAUAUGAACCUGAUCGGCUUACUUACCAUCUAUUGGUAAAGAUGCUAUGUGAAGAAGAAAAGCUGGAACUAGCAAUGCGGGUUAUCAGAGAAAUGAGGGCUAGGGGGUGGGAUUUGGACUUAGCUACAAGCAGUAUGCUUAUACAUUUACUCUGCAAAAUGCAUCGAUUAGAUGAGGCUAUUAAAGAGUUUGAAGACAUGAUUCGGAGAGGGAUUGUACCUCAAUACCUUACAUAUCAGAGAAUGAUUGAUAAUCUAAAGAAAGAGGGAAUGAAUGAAAAGGUAAAGAAACUUUGUGAUAUGAUGGCCUCUUUGCCACAUUCGAAAAAGUUGCCCAACACAUACACUGAAGUUGGAGAUAGUUCACCUGUAAGAAGAAAAUCUAUAAUUCAGAAAGCUGAAGCAAUGUCUGAAACCUUAAAAACUUGUGCAAACCCAAGAAAGCUUGCAAAACGUAGACAUCAACUUCAGAAUGCUAUGCCAAGUGCAAACCCGUCUAUAGACAGCAUCAAAAGUAGAGUUAACUGAGAACUGAUCUUGAAAUUAUAUCCUUCUGUACAUACCAUUGAAAAAGGGUGGACCUAUCACCAUGUUUUCAUAGAUGCACCAGUCAUGCUUUUUAUCAUUAAAAGGUCAUGAAAUAUUGGUGGGGUUGCUCAUUAGCCAGACAGAAUAGUAUCAGGAUUUGUGGGCUGUAGUCAAUAUGAGGCAUGCACUGACUUUGCACUCUUGAUGCAUCAGUUAACCACUUGUCUGAAUUCGGAAUCUCAUAUCCUGGAAACUUAUCUAGUAACCUGAAAUUGAAGAAUGAUGGGCUUAAUUGGUGCUGCAUUUAGCAAGUGUUGACAUUAAAAGGUUAAUAAUGCUCCAUAAAGAACAAUGUAGAUAGACAUGCACUGAGUGCAGCUGUGCAGGCAAAUUGUCAUUCUUUUAAUUGCUUUGAGCUUGCUACUUUCUUCUGUUGUCCUGGCAAUUUAUCAUUCUUUUUUGCUACCUUUGGAAAGGCUUGAUGGCAAUUAAACAAGUCCUCAACGCAACAUAUUGCUACUCUCUGAAUCCUUAUCAGUGGUACCUGUGAUUGGUUUGGUUUGGUUUGGUUUUUGGGUUUAACUCGUGAUUUUCACCGUCCCAUCCCUUCCUUGAAUUGUAGGCACUUCUAAGGGUGCUAUAGCUGGCCUGGAGACUUAAGGCUUCUCUAUACCAAAAGUCAAGGAUCAAUCCCUUGAUGUGGUUUGGUUUGGUUUGUGUACUCUUCCUUCACUGUUACUCAACUUGAGGAUGUAUUUUGCUGGUUUAAUGGUUGAAUCCCCAAUCCCAAGGGCCUCCCAUGCCCUGGUCUGACAGAGUAUUUGGGAGGAUAUAAAUUACUGUAAUUUAGUGGCUCAACAGACAGGGUCAAAUGUUAAUGCGCACAAAAGAUUUGUUCAAUCUGGGCAUAAUAUUCACACUCCCGCUAUUAAGUUUUGAACUUUGGUUUAGAGUCAAACUAGAUUAUUAGAGGCUAGGUCUCUCUGGGACCUAUUGGAAGGCCUCUCUAAUGUCAAGUUACCAACACAGGCGUCCUCACAUGAAUGAUAUGAAAGGUCACCUCGGGAAGAAUUCUGUUGCUUCUGAGAAACCUGUUCAGUAUUCUCAUUUCUAUAAUGAUAGUGCCAAUAAAGAAGAGGAAUGAUAACUACACAUCCAGAUGAGAGGCAUAACCCACAAUCUGGACUCCAUUGGUGCUCAUGCCUUGAUAGUGACAAAAACAACAAUAUCUGCAAUAAUUUAGCUCACUGUUAAUUCCAAUUUUGAACAAAUCCAAAGCUCAGAGUUCCUGAAAGGACUUCUAUGGUGGUCACGUCCAUUUCCUCUUCGAACAAAUUAUUAUUUGUAACUCAAUUGUGUAUUAUGUACAAGUUUCUUCAAAAGUAAUGAAUAUCACAAUGACAUAUUUACUUCCAAUGUAGUAAACAUUCACACUGUA